GAUUAUUCAUAACUCAAAUAGCCAACAGAAAAUGCCGCCAAACGCGAAUGCGAACACUGAAGAACAGCUGCCGGAGGAGUUGACGCCCAGUCUGGAAGCGGCCAAUCAAAAAGUAGAGGAAACCACGCAGCGUGAGGUAUUCCGUGAAUUAGCGCAAAAACUAAAAGACCAGCAAGCGGAAAGUCAAAAAAUGUUCACACAGGCAACCACUUGGACACCUAAAACUACAACAGAAGCCGAGGAGGAGCUCACCACAACAGCUAUCUCCACCAACCAGAAAAUUGACGAAAUGCUCACUGAGGUGAUUGCCGAGAAGACCAGCCUGCCCACAUGGGGUGUAGUGGCCAUCAUCAUAUUGGUAUUCCUCGUCGUCUUUGGUAUACUCUUCUUUUGUGUACGCCGUUUCUUGAAGAAGCGACGAACCAAAGAUGGUAAGGGUAAGAAGGGUGUCGAUAUGAAAUCGGUACAAUUAUUAGGAUCGGCGUAUAAAGAGAAAGUUCAGCCUGAUAUGGAGGAACUCACCGAAAAUGCUGAAGAAGGUGAUGUCGAGGAUAAGCAAAUCGUGUGCAAGUACAAAAAAUACAGUAAAAGCACAGUGGAGCAUAGAAAACGCGAACGCGUAAACUAAUUUAUAUGGUUGCAAAAUAAUUCAAAGUAUACCUUUUACAGCUUUCAAAUUUUAACAAUCUCAAUAUUUAGUAGCAAAAAUUUAAAUACUUAUUUUUCCGUCUAAA
Molecule: messenger RNA, 734 nt
Organism: Anastrepha ludens (Mexican fruit fly)
Lineage: Eukaryota; Metazoa; Arthropoda; Insecta; Diptera; Tephritidae
Product: synaptotagmin 1-like
Exons: 4
Coding region: 32-628 (198 amino acids)
Source: RefSeq, a predicted model, not a curated record